AUGCGGAAGUCCGCCCAAGGAGGUGGAACUUCGGUUCUACUGACUAGUGAAGAAAAUAUUAUAUUAAAUUCAUUAUUCGGAACUGGAUGCGAUUCGUUAGCUUCUGCUGUGGUACGAUAUUACAAGGGCGAAAAUGAAUCAAAUUGGGUGUUUAAAGCUUGUGGAGUUGCUUGUUGCAUAAAAGACAGAAACUAUAAAGACUACUUCAUCAGAAUGUAUGACAUAAUUAGGAAAAUCCUUAUCUUUGAACAAAGACUUUUUUUGGAAAUGGAUUAUACUGAACAACUUAGACAUUUUCAUGUAUUGCAAUCAGACAGUGGACCAGUCGGAAUUGCUUUUGCAUCUCUUGAGGAAGCUAAAUAUUUUGCAUAUGUGGUAAAUGGUCGUUUAAAGUCUAUACGGUCAGCGUGUGGCGAUAAACAUCCACCUACUCCCCAAAAUUUCGGUUCUCAACCAGUAAUACAAGCUGGUAUCUGUGGUUUAAAUCAGACGAAGUUAUCUGAUCAAACAGUUAUGCUGAAAAGAGGCAAAAGUCAGUCUAAAGGAAAAAAGCAGAAGCUCACUUCCAAAGAUAUCAGUAAUCCAUCAAACUUUCGUCAUGUUGAACAUUUUGGUUAUGAUAAAAUAGCCAAGACGAUUGAUAUAACCCAUCAAGAAAGUGCAAUUAUGCGCAAUUUAUUACGUGCUAUUGGGUGUGAAGAUGCUAUGAAUAAUCCAAGUGAACGAAGAUUUGUCUACAAUUUUGCACUUGAACAUGGAGGAUUAGAAGAAAUACAACGGAAAAUAAAUAGUUCUCAGGGUGGCAGUCGUAAUCUGCCAAGUGCUCCGGCACCUCCUCCAAGACCACCACCUCCCCCGCCGCCUCCUGGAGCUCGACGACCUCAGCCGGCUCCCGUUGCACCCGGCCCACCAUUAACUAUACAUCAUCCACCUCCACCUCCUGUUCCUCAGGUAGCACCGAAACCAGUUGCACCACCACCGCCUACUUUACCGGCUCCUCCGCUCUAUGAGAUACCUGCUCCGCCUCCACCUCCGCCUGCUAUCUCUAACUCUAUACCUGCUCCUCCUCCACCUCCGCCUGCCUUCCCUAACUCUAUACCUGCUCCUCCUCCUCCUCCCCCACCAAUACCAUCAUCAUCUGCGCCUGCUGGAUCUGGAAAAGAUAAUUCAUCGAAUGCAGCUGCCGCGAAACCAGUAGUUGGUUUGACUGUCGAUCUUCAAUCUGAAAUCAUGUCCUUCCAAAAGAGUAAUUUACGCAAAAUUACUCCUGGUGAAGGUGUGAAUAAACCACCAGUAAAACCUGCCAGUGGCAGCGGAGGACAAGGAGGCGGUGGUAGUAGUGGUAUUGGAGGCAGCACUAGUUCUGGAUUCGACCUUCUCCAGUCACUUGCUCAAGCCAUGGAAAUGCGACGUAAUCGGAUGUGCAGUAAUGACAGUGGAGAAGAAUCCGAUGA
Messenger RNA from Trichobilharzia regenti, 1454 nucleotides. The record is from the annotation of a GenBank genome assembly. Lineage: Eukaryota; Metazoa; Platyhelminthes; Trematoda; Strigeidida; Schistosomatidae.